This is a messenger RNA of Sphaerodactylus townsendi, 459 nucleotides long. RefSeq names its product zinc finger and SCAN domain-containing protein 31-like. The transcript is spliced from 2 exons. The coding region runs from base 13 to 459 and encodes 148 amino acids. NCBI's taxonomy places the organism in Eukaryota, Metazoa, Chordata, Lepidosauria, Squamata, Sphaerodactylidae. The record is from RefSeq and is a predicted model, not a curated record.
AAGAGGAAAGAGAUGAAAGAGCGGAGCCCAGAAGGACAUGAAUUUGGCAAGAAUGGAAGAAAUGGCUCCCACCCUAUCAAAGCAGGGGGUGGUGUUGAAUUCUGGGAGAGAGCUGUGCAAGAGAUCUGGGACCAAGAGACCAUGAACUCAGAAGUACUUUGCCAACACUUCCAGCAGCUCCGCUACUGUGAUGCCAAUGGACCCCGUGAAGUUUGCAGCCAGCUCCAUGGACUUUGCAACCACUGGCUGAAGCCAGAAAGGCACUCCAAGAAGCAGAUCCUGGACCUGGUGAUCCUGGAGCAGUUCCUGACCAUCCUGCCCCAGGAAAUGCAGGGCUGGGUCAGAGAAUGUAGGCCAGAGACCAGUUCCCAGGCAGUGGCCCUGGCUGAAGGUUUCCUCCUGAGUCAAGCCGAGGAGAAGAGGCAGGAUGUCAGAUCCAUCUGUGAAGAUGGAAGCUGA